CCUCUCGCAUCCGACGGUCACGUCCUUGGUUGAACUUUGCCUUUGGUGUAGUCUUCGGUCGCUCGUCUCUCCAUACCUGCUCUAAAUUACCGACAUUGCUACCUGAUGUCCCUAAUCGGUCCAUCUACCCGUGGGCGCGGCGGCGGCGGCCCCGGUAAAGGCGGCGCUCGCCGCGCUGACAACAAUCGCGUCUACGGAAAUCCCCUCCCCCUCCUCUUCGUCGAACCCGAGCCACCUCGCCGCCUUCUCGAACGUCUGACUCCCGGCGGCAUCCUUCACUCGCUCGGCCUGCGCCCGACGGAGGUCAUCAACCCGCACUGCGAGGGCGUCUUCGACUCAGCGACCAAGAGCGUCUGGGUGACAGAUAUGCGGAGCGUGCUUAUAUUGUGGCAACGAGGCUUCUUCGGGAAGGGGCAUCUGUCGAGAAGUGAGCCUAGCUGGCUUGCAAGGCAGGUUAAUGACCGGCGUGCGGCGGCGCAAGGAAAAAUGACUUCCGAAGAACUCACUGCCCGCCGCCGCUCCGAGCGCAAACAAUUCAAGCUCGACCGCGCCCGUGCCAUCGCAGCUGCCGCCGCCGAGGCCGAAGCAGCUUUCAAGGAGCGAGGCGAGGUUGUCGUCCCAGCACUCUCAGGGCCCAAUAUCCCGUCAGCGGCGACAUGGCGCCCUUCGCAAGCGACCGGCUCGGCAACUGAAAAUCCAUCGGCUCGAGGCGGGCCAACUGUAGCGGGAGAAAAUAUGCCAAAUCCAGCGGGAGAAAAUAUCACAACAGCCGGCUCUGGCGAUACCACCGCCGGACAGGCCAACACCUUCUCGACCGACGCAGACGAGCCAAUCGAGGAUGUCGAGCAUCUGCAAUUGACAUUGCAAGAGGCGUUUUUCCUAGCGUAUGCUCUGGAUUGUUUGACGGUGUAUGAUGCGGAUACCGACACCGCUCUCACCCUCCAAGAUCUCUGGCUCGCAUGUCAGCACGCGCACAUACCGUCCGCCGGCAACUCUCCGAUACCGCGCCAAAUCUACCUUUCCUUGGAACUUGACCCGUCCACCCUCUCCCCUGACAACCCCUUCCUCGUAAACUACGCCGUUUACCACCACUAUCGCUCUCUCGGCUGGGUCGUGCGCGGCGGAAUUAAGUUCUGCGCGGAUUUCUUGCUGUACAAGAAGGGCCCGGUGUUCACGCAUGCGGAAUUUGCCCUCGCUGUCAUCCCCUCCUACGAAGCGCCCGGCGAACGCACGCUCAACCCGGAAGACGGCGCGCCGUACACCUGGACCUGGCUCAGCACGAUCAAUCGCGUGAACGCGCAGGUCAUGAAGACCCUCGUCCUCGUCUACGUCACCAUUCCCGCGCGCGAGCGUCUACCAGCGGGAGCCCUCCUCGGCCCUGCGUGCCUCGCGCACUACUCGGUGCGCGAGAUCGUGGUAAGAAGGUUUAUUCCGGCGCGGAUGCGAGAUGAGAAUGCGCGGUGAGGACGCACCCUCCCGACAUCGGCUAGUCUGUACUCUGCCCGGGAAUCGAUAUGUAGUCGGCGCGUACAUCUUCUCUAGAGCUUCCCGGAAAUGUGCAUAGCAAUCUCGCCUUGUACUUUCAAGAGAAAUUAGGUCGUCGCGCGACGGCAGUAGGUUUCCUGAGA
This is a messenger RNA of Schizophyllum commune H4-8, 1628 nucleotides long. RefSeq lists its product as uncharacterized. NCBI's taxonomy places the organism in Eukaryota, Fungi, Basidiomycota, Agaricomycetes, Agaricales, Schizophyllaceae. Bases 106 to 1464 code for a protein of 452 amino acids. Gene Ontology annotation, molecular function: tRNA-intron lyase activity; nucleic acid binding. Gene Ontology annotation, biological process: tRNA splicing, via endonucleolytic cleavage and ligation; tRNA-type intron splice site recognition and cleavage. The record is from RefSeq and is a predicted model, not a curated record. Gene Ontology annotation, cellular component: tRNA-intron endonuclease complex. The transcript has 5 exons.